CCAAGCUUUUAUAUGACUUCUUCGUUUCAGAGGAAAAAAAAACCAAGAAACAACUGUUCAAACGAUGGUUUCUGCCAGCCAGAGAGCUAAGAUUCAGGCCAAGUUUACUCCUACUUCUCCUAAGUUUUUUAAAAUUAUUCUUGAAGAAACUCUUGGAAACAACAAGUUACAAAUUCCAAAGACGUUUUGGGUGAAAUAUUGUGGCUCCUUAUCCAGUCAAGUAUUUCUUAAGCUUCCAUGUGGAUCAAGAUGGGAGGUAGGGUUGACAAAAAGUAGUGAUGGAAAGGUAUGGAUAGAAAAGGGUUGGAAUAAUUUUGCUGAGCAGUGUUCUUUAAGCCGAGGAAACCUCUUAGUUUUUCAAUACAAAGGGAACUCUCAGUUCGAUGUUACUAUAUUUGACAACACUACUGUGGAGAGAGAUUAUCCUUUUAAUCCUAACCAUUUUGAGAAGUAUGUUGAUAUUGAUGAAGAUGAUGCUUCUACUGAAGAUUCAGACUUUUCAUGGUAUCCUAAAACCAGAGACAAGUCUCCAUUACCAUGUUCUUGGCCCCACAAGAAAUUGAAAACUAGUCCUUAUGGUAAAUCUGAAGUGAAGUUUGAUUGGUCAGAUAAUUUAUGUGAAGAAUCUUCCCUACCAAGGUGGAUGGAACCUCAAAAUUUUAUAAGGAAGCAGAAGUUGGGAGGAAAAGAAAAGGCUGAAGCUCUCAUGAGAGCUAAACAUUUCAAAUCUAAUGACCCAUUUUUCAUUGUUCCCAUGCAACCAUCGUUUGUUGGAGCUUUGUAUAAUAUGGUUAUACCAUUUCUCUUUGCAAAAUAUUACCUCCUCAAUAUCAGUAAGCAUCAAGAUGUGAUCCUUAAGGUCCAGGAUGGGAGGACCUGGCCUGUUAAGUACUAUUACAGACAUUAUAAAGGACAUUCAAAAAUCAGAUUCGAGUGCGGUUGGAGGGCAUUUGCUCAAGACAAUAAUUUGAAAGUAGGUGAUGUUUGUGUCUUUGUUAUGAGAAAGAGCAUUGGAAUAAUGUUAUUCGAAGUGGUUAUUUUUUAUAAAAAUGGAGAAGCAAGUUCCCCUAUGUUACCAGCUGCAAACAAGGGAAGAACAACUACACCGUGCGUGCCAAAGAGAAACCCUUGUGUGAAAGUUGAACCUUCUUUUACUAGUAAUUAUGAAAAAGCAAGCAUGAUUUCACAGGACCCAACUGCAAAGAAAGAAAUAGUUGAGCCUUCAGGACUUAGCAGAGCUUCUGAAGCAGCCAGCCAAUUUUUCUCAAAAAAUCCUUACUUCCAAGUGAAUGUGCGAUCAACUCAAGUGCAUGGACAUAGACUGUAUAUUCCAUUGACUUUUGCAAGGCUUUAUUUGGAGGGCAAUGCAAAAACUUUUACUCUUUGGGUUGGUGAGGAAUAUUGGCAUGUGAAGUUAAUGGUUAAUGGAUCAGAAUAUAGGUUUUCUGCUGGAUGGACUGCAUUUGCAAGAGAGAACUAUCUUCAGCCAAGUGAUGUCUGCAUCUUUGAGCUGAUUAAGAGGAAUCAACCUGAGAUGAAAGUCACUAUAUUUAGACAAAGUGGUUUGGCUCAAGAGUAGUAACUAUUGUAAUUAUGCAAAUCAUGAGAAUCAUUUUGGGAGCAAGGAAUAUGCCACUUAUAUAUGUAGAUUAGUAUAGCUAAUAGCUAGUGUUUGAAUGGUCAGCAUGCCCUUGUUGAAUGGUCUUUUUUUGGUUGCUUUAACUUGCUUUUGGAGUGUGUUUUAACUUUUACUAUUAGAUUUUUAUUUAUUUCUUUACUGUUGUAAUUGUUUUCUAUUUUGUUGACUCAGUCAACUUCUUGUUAUUAGUUAGUUUUGUUUCUUGUUUUAGGUUAGUUAAUUAGACUCUUUUUCUUGGUCGUUUGCCCUCUUUCAGAUGUAUAUGCCUAGUUCUUUGUCUUUUGUAUUUAAUCACUUUCUAA
Molecule: messenger RNA, 1941 nt
Organism: Humulus lupulus (European hop)
Lineage: Eukaryota; Viridiplantae; Streptophyta; Magnoliopsida; Rosales; Cannabaceae
Product: B3 domain-containing transcription factor VRN1-like
Exons: 7
Coding region: 65-1579 (504 amino acids)
Molecular function (GO): DNA binding
Source: RefSeq, a predicted model, not a curated record